CUACGCCGCCCGAGUAAUCGUACCGUGUCUUUCCUAGCUGUACGUCUGCAACACCAUACUCGUCCCCAAAUGUUAGCUCUAGCGCGCGGAAUGCGUCGAAGGCGCGGCCGUCGAGACGGAUCUGUUCCUUGAGAGCAUCUUGGAUGAACGCGCGCUCAUUGACGGAUAUCUGUGCUUCUUGAGGCAUGUUUGCCUCUCAUCAAAGCAGCAGCGUUGCGGUGCUGCAGGAAAGCUAUGCCAUCAAGAAAAGAUGGGCGGGGUCGGAGAAUACAUCCACCGCCGUCUUGGCGUUUGCGGCCUUUUCAUGAUACCGUGCAACCUUCACUCUGCCUUCACGCACGUAACACACAACAACGCGAGAGACUCCCGAAAACCGAUCGUCGCGGCUGCGGAAGCUACACACUACACAAUCACAACAUGACGACCGCCCACCGACCGACGUUCGAUCCCGCGCGCGGCAAAGAAGCAGCGCGCGGACCCGCCUACCACCAGCGCCUGCUGCCCGCUCACACCUUCCUCAAGCACAGACAGCCGGGACAGGGCGGCGAGGCCGAGUCGACCAAGCGCGACCUCCGCGCCGAGCUUCUCGAGGCCGAGGCGCGCCAUUUUGCGAAGAAGAACGGCACCUACGUCGAAGACGAUGCGGCGGCCGACCCCAGUUCCGCGUCCAAGCGACCGAUAGAGGCCAUCGAGGCAGGCGAGGAAGACGACACAGACGAGGCAGACCAGAAGCGGCGGCGGAUUGAGAUGCUGGAAAAGUACCGCGAUGUGGAUGCAGACGACAGCGACGCGAGCAGCGAAAGCAGCGACGACGACGAUGACGACGACGAAGAUGAGACGGCUGCACUCCAGCGCGAGCUCGAGAAGAUCAAGAAAGAAAGAGCGGAAGCGAAAGCCAAGGAGGACGCGGCACGCGCCGCAGAAGAGGAGGAGCAGCGCGAGAUCGACGUGGCCCGUGGCAACCCGCUGCUUAACAAGGGCGACUUCACCAUGAAGCGCCGCUGGGACGACGACGUCGUGUUCAAGAAUCAAGCACGAGGCACCGAGGACAAGAAUAAGAAGAAGGAGUUCAUCAACGACAUGCUCCGCUCCGACUUCCACAAGAAGUUCAUGUCCAAAUAUGUCCGCUGAGUGGGCUUGAUUUUCUUCUUCGUUUUGCAAACGUUCUAUUGAACAAGGUUGUGGUCACUCGAUAUCCCCGCUGAGGUCAAU
Messenger RNA from Paraphaeosphaeria sporulosa, 1212 nucleotides. RefSeq lists its product as uncharacterized. Bases 235 to 1131 code for a protein of 298 amino acids. The transcript has 2 exons. The record is from RefSeq and is a predicted model, not a curated record. Gene Ontology annotation, cellular component: catalytic step 2 spliceosome. Gene Ontology annotation, biological process: mRNA cis splicing, via spliceosome. Gene Ontology annotation, molecular function: RNA binding. NCBI's taxonomy places the organism in Eukaryota, Fungi, Ascomycota, Dothideomycetes, Pleosporales, Didymosphaeriaceae.